AUGACGUUAGUUCCACUUGGAGCCACCUUUGGGACCCUUCCUGUUGCCUGUUUGGUGGAUAGAUUUGGCAGGAAAGUUGCCUUGGUGAUAACUAACUUUUUGACCAUUAUCUCUGCUGUUAUAAUGUCUUUAUCGGUUUUGAUAACUGCCCAUGUAUUCAUCUUCUUUACACGCUUCUUCGUUGGAAUAUGCAUGGGAUUAAUCUCCACUAUUGUCCCUCUAUAUCUUGGUGAGAUCUCCCCUAAAAGCUUGAGGGGAGGCAUGAUCAUGAUGGUCCUGGUGUUUUUUGUCCUUGGUGUGCUGUUGGGUCAGAUACUUUGUCUUCAAAAUGUCUUUGGGACCCAAAAAGGUAUCCCAGUUCUACUGAGCUUAUUUACAGUCAUGCCAUUGAUUCAGAUUCUUCUACUGCCCUUCUUUCCUGAAAGUCCUAGGUAUUUAUUCAUUCAGAAGAAGGAUGAAGAUGGGGCAAGAAAAGCACUGAAAAAGCUGAGAGACAGGAAUGAUGUGGAGGAUGAGAUUAAAGAACUCCAUCAGGAGGACCUUGCUGAGAAGGCUGAAAAGAAAAUAAAUCCUCUUAAACUACUAUUUAAAACCCCAAAACUGCAACAGGAAGUCAUCACCAUAGUUGUCUUGAUCAUUGGAGAGAAGUUUGAUGGCAUACAUGCGGUGUACUCUUAUAUGGAGGAAAUCUUCAUGAUAGUGGGCCUGGGUCCAAAAGAAACCCCGUUUGCUUUGCUAGGCAUAACCUUUGUUUUCUUCAUCUCAACUGUAGCAGCGGUAUAUUUUGCUAAAUCUAAGGGAUAUAGGAAUCUGCUUCUCAUUGGCUUUGGGAUCUGCUGCAUUGUUAGUGCUCUGAUGACCAUGACUUUGGAAAUGCAGACGGUCUAUCCGGUAAUGGCAUAUUUCACCUUGCUUUUGAUGAGCACAUUCAUCUUUGGACACUCCAUUGGGCCAGGUCCAAUUCCAUAUUUAUUUGUAGUGGAUCUGUUCCUUCAGUCAUCAAGAUCUUCAGCUUUUGUGAUUGCAGGAUUUCUACAGUGGUUCCUAACCCUCCUUGUAGGACUGGUAUUUAUUUAUGUAGAGACAAAGCUUGGGAACUACACCUACCUCAUUGCCUGUCCUAUCAAUAUGGCCGUCUUUAUUUAUAUUUUCAAGUUGGUUCCAGAAAUCAAAAACAAGACAUUUGUGGAUAUCAGGAAACUCAUAGAGAUCCAGAAGUCCAAGAAUAUCCACCUCAAGAAGCGGACAGUGAAGUAGAAACCCAAGAGACACUCUGUGCAGUUUGUUUAUUAAAUAUCCCGGGGGGGGUACAAAAGAAAUGACUCCAAGAGAGAGCUUACUUCUCUUAUAGUUGAAAGUUCUUUCCAUGGCUUCUUAAAAGGAAUUUUACCAGGGGUGGGGGAAUGAACUCCAAAGGGCACUUUAAAAUCACGCA
Molecule: messenger RNA, 1435 nt
Organism: Rhineura floridana
Lineage: Eukaryota; Metazoa; Chordata; Lepidosauria; Squamata; Rhineuridae
Product: solute carrier family 2, facilitated glucose transporter member 5-like
Exons: 10
Coding region: 1-1257 (418 amino acids)
Biological process (GO): monosaccharide transmembrane transport
Cellular component (GO): membrane
Molecular function (GO): hexose transmembrane transporter activity
Source: RefSeq, a predicted model, not a curated record